GAGCGCCGCCGCAGACACAAGUCCGUGCCCGCGCUCGCCCCGCCGAUCAGCGCGGCCUCGCGCUGGGGGGCAGACCCCAGUGAGCCUCGCAACACCGAUGCGCGCGAGGGCGGGCCCGAGGUAUCGGAGUUCCAGCAGGCAAUGAGGACGUCGCCAUCGGAGGGGCAUCGCCGCCUUGAGCGCGGGCGGAGCUUCGCGGCGCCCAAUGACAGACCCGACACCCGCGCAGAGGCGAUUGCUGCCGCUGUGGCGCAUGGUGAACGCAUGAAGGAGGUUGAUCGCCAGAUUGCAGAGGAUGAAGCGGUCCUGAUGGCCGAGGUGCUGCCAGAUGACCGCGAGGUGCUGCCAGAUGACCGCGACUGGCAGCAUCUGGCAGCAGAUGAGGAGGAUUCAGGUGGCAAGUCCGAGCCCGCGGUGGAGGCUCUCGUCGAGGUCGUCGCGUCGGACAGCGCUUCCGAUACGGACGCCGUCCAGGGCAUCUCCGACGGGCAGCAGAUCGUCUCCGUGGCGGGGGGCAGCUCCGACGGGCAGCUGAGCGCCCAUGAGGCCGUCGCCCUGUCGCCGACCAGCGCCCCCCACUUGCGCAUCAUGGCGAGGCCAAAGCGUGCGGCUUCAAUGCCAUCAAUGCCGAACGAAACGCCUCCUUCCAAGAAGGCAAGGAUCGGGAUGAAGACGGCCGCCGAGCAAUGCAGUCCGAUCUACACGCCGACGCCGCCGUCCGACUACGACGCCUCGAUGGUGCACCCGCUGAAG
Molecule: messenger RNA, 753 nt
Organism: Prorocentrum cordatum
Lineage: Eukaryota; Dinophyceae; Prorocentrales; Prorocentraceae
Source: the annotation of a GenBank genome assembly